Molecule: messenger RNA, 198 nt
Organism: Melampsora larici-populina 98AG31
Lineage: Eukaryota; Fungi; Basidiomycota; Pucciniomycetes; Pucciniales; Melampsoraceae
Exons: 1
Coding region: 1-198 (65 amino acids)
Source: RefSeq, a predicted model, not a curated record
AUGGGCUCAGCCGCAGUAGGAGUCUCUUCUGGAGUAGCAGUAGCAGUAGGAGCUUCUUCUAGAAUGGCAGCAGUAGCAAUCGGAUCAACUUCAGUUCCGGUAGCAGCAGGAGUGGCGACUGGUGUUUUGGUCGUCAUAGAUGGCAUGCUGGGUAACUUAGCCUUGAGGGAUGAUAUAAGACCAGGCAUGAUGAAGUAG